AGACGCAUGAGAGUCACCAUGUUUGGUUUGUUCUGGCAAUUUUCUUCUUCUCUAGUUUUUUUACUGUGAUAGACGUGCGUUUGUGGCACACUGCCCCCUGCAGUUUGGGAGGAGACACCGCCUGGAGGAUAAAAGCACCACGCGGACUCUCGUGCCGACUCCACGCGUCUGUUUUCCACUGGUCACAUUUGUGCGGCGAGCAUUAACCAGCCUUUAGAGUCCUUUCCUCUGCUUUCACCUCCUGAACCCUGUGAACCCAGUACUGGACUAAAGCUUCACUCUGCUUUAGACCAUCCAACCCCCCUGGACCCCCCAAACCCCCACAUAAAACCUCCUCCCUCUGGUCCUGGACCACUCUCCAGCCUUAUCUGUGAGUCCACAGUAUCUGUGUGACCCCGGUCCUGGUCCUGGUCUCCUAUCUGGGUCUGGGUGCUUCUAUUUCGGUCUCCUUCCAUCUUUGGUCUGCGGUCUCCUGGCUCCUCCUCGUCCCCUCCCUCCUCCGGUCCUUAUAAAACCCCUGGACUCUUCGUCUGUCUAUCACUCAUUCCUCAUCAUGCCCGCAAAGAAAGUGGAACCCAAGAAGCCGGAACCCAAGAAGCCGGAACCCAAGAAGGAGGAGCCUCCUCCUUCCAAAGCUCCGGAGCCGGAGCCCAAACCUGCGGAGGUCGACUUGAAGAGCAUCGUCAUCGAGUUCAGCGCCGAUCAGGUGGAGGAGUUCCGCGACGCCUUCACGCUGUUCGACGAGACUCCCGCUGGUGAGAUGAAGAUCACGUACGCGCAGUGUGGCGACGUCAUGCGCGCUCUGGGUCACAACCCGACCAACGACGAGGUUCUGAAGCUGCUGGGCCGGCCCAAGGCGGAGGAGCUGCAGGUCAAACUGCUGGACUUCGACUCCUUCCUGCCCAUGCUGCAGCAUGUGGCCCGCUCCAAAGAACAGGGACACUUCGAGGACUUUGUGGAAGGACUGCGAGUGUUCGACAAGGAGGGCAACGGCACCGUCAUGGGGGCGGAGCUACGCCACGUCCUGGCCACACUGGGCGAGAAGAUGACGGAGGACGAGGUGGACCGGCUGAUGGCCGGACAGGAGGAUGCCAACGGACACGUCAACUACACCGAGUUCGUCAAACACAUCCUGGCCGGAUAGAAGACGGACGGGCGGAAAGACAGAUGGACGGAUGGACAGACGGUGUCCACUGCAGCAGCUGAUUCUGAGAAGGACAACAACAAUAAUAAUAAUUAAAGCUGCAAGCAGCAUUGGGCGGGACCUC
Sphaeramia orbicularis (orbiculate cardinalfish) is the source of this 1268-nucleotide messenger RNA. RefSeq names its product myosin light chain, embryonic-like. The transcript has a single exon. Gene Ontology annotation, molecular function: calcium ion binding. The record is from RefSeq and is a predicted model, not a curated record. Lineage: Eukaryota; Metazoa; Chordata; Actinopteri; Kurtiformes; Apogonidae. Gene Ontology annotation, cellular component: myosin II complex. The coding region runs from base 554 to 1144 and encodes 196 amino acids.